GAGAGAGAAACCCCCUCCAUAUAAAACUAACCUGGAAAAUCCAAUCACUUUAGAAGCACUAAGUGGUGAUAUAAACAGGCUAUGGAAUGGUGAGUGCCCAGUGAUGUAUAAGGUCCCUUAGGACAAAACCCUGCAGUGCUUCUCCAUGGCAGUUCCUAGAGUGGGCUCUGCCUCCUGGCAAGAUGCCUCAUAUCGCACAAUCAACUGGGCAUAUAACCUCAGACAACGGCCUUUAACUGCUGCCCCUUUAACAACAAAUGGUCACAGUCCUAAGCAUGAAGAGGACCAAUCAACAAAAAGAGAAUAUUUUCAAACACCUCCCCCUUUCCACCGCGAUGUUAUCGCUGAGACCAGCAAUAUUCUUGCACGUGGAUAUAUGAGAGACACAAAACACUUAAUGAUGCAUCUUAGGCAAGUCUUGGGUGAGAUUGGUCGAAAUAUCCAGAGACUGCAGACAAUGAGACACAUGCUGGAACGUACUCAUGCUAACAUCAGAAGAGACAUACUCACAAAUAGAGAAACUAUUCAGCUACGGACAGUAAGACCUAAAAAGGAGAUGCAACAUGACAAAGCGGACACACUUCUACAGGAUGAAAAAAAUGGUCUGAUGGAGGUGAAAAAGGGUUCAGAGCAGCAGUUGCAGGAAAUCUCAAGACAACUACAGGUUUUAUACCAUCACCGCCAGAUACUCUCAGAAUUUUGCAAAGAAAAGAGCCGAGUAUUAGAAAUUGUAAAUGAGACUGCAAGUCCCUAUGCCCCAGGACAAGAAACCACUAGAAUGAACCAGUUUCUAAACCAACGGAAUGCAGAUUGCCUCACUGAAAUCAACAGUGCAUUUGUGACAUGUGAGAUGCUUCAGAAAAUGCUACCUCUAAAACUGAAUAGAGUCAAGGAAAUCCAGGACCUAAAAGAAAGUGUGACUAAAGGACUUAACAUAAAGGCAGAUGAAAGCCUCCAGAUAAGGGAAAAUGUAAUAUUGGCCUUGGGAGAAACCAGAAAUUAUAUCCAGAAACAGCAUAAACUUCGUGAUGAGAUAAAGACAAGCUACAUUUCCCAGAUGGGCCCAGUGUCCACAUUGGAUCUUUCAGUACGAGAGCGUCUUGAUCGCCCCUUGAUAAAAGUUCUACAACGACAUCCAGGAACCCAGGUCCCUGAGAGCACCCUCAUCUUAAAGGGAACUGCUGUUCUGGAGCAGGCCGUUGAGAAAUCUCAAAGAAAAAUUGAUUUCCAGGAAAUUGCCCGCUCAAAACUCGAGCAAGAUGCUAAGAGCAAGCUGUGGGGAGAAAAAAUUGACCGAACAGCUGUAAGAAUGCGCAAGAGAACUACCAGUGGCAGAAGCGAAAGACUGUGCGUCUGAGUUAAAAUGACAGGAGCAAUGUAAUUCAUAACACUGGGAAUGCAAUUAAUAAAAAGAGAAUGAGUGA
Xenopus tropicalis (tropical clawed frog) is the source of this 1424-nucleotide messenger RNA. RefSeq names its product tektin like 1 (gene tektl1). The record is from RefSeq and is a predicted model, not a curated record. Gene Ontology annotation, cellular component: cilium; cytoplasm. Lineage: Eukaryota; Metazoa; Chordata; Amphibia; Anura; Pipidae. Bases 146 to 1357 code for a protein of 403 amino acids. The transcript has 8 exons.